Electrophorus electricus (electric eel) is the source of this 912-nucleotide messenger RNA. RefSeq names its product endonuclease domain-containing 1 protein. Gene Ontology annotation, molecular function: metal ion binding; hydrolase activity; nucleic acid binding. The record is from RefSeq and is a predicted model, not a curated record. NCBI's taxonomy places the organism in Eukaryota, Metazoa, Chordata, Actinopteri, Gymnotiformes, Gymnotidae.
AUGAAUCUCCUUCUGAGCUUGGCGACGCUCUUUGCCGUCUUUCACGGCGCUUGGCGCGCUGCGGCGACGGUCGUGGGAGACUUCAACCAUGUGGAGAGGUGCAAGGACUUGCUGUACAUGAGCACGCCACCUCAGGGCAUGGUGGAGACGCAGCUGAAAAAGAUCUGCCAGCGCUACGCCAACAAGCCGCGCUACGUGACGCUGUACGACCCCCACAAGCGCAUCCCUGUCUAUUCCGCGUACACGUUCAAGAAAACGGAGGGCGCCCGAAGAGUUGACUACCCUUGGAUGUACGAACCUCAGCUUGAAGAGACAGACGGCAAUGGUAACAUGCUCCCGUUCCCCCCUGGCUACCUGCACAUGAAGUUUGAGGACAGCCAGGCCAUCCUCGACGACUACUCCGACGUAGUCCUGUACGAGAGGGGCCAGCUGAACCCGGAUCAGCACCAGUCUGACCCACACGACCGCGCCGCUACUUACACCCUUACCAACGUGGUGCCGGAGAUCCGGGAGUUCAGCAUCGGGCCGUGGCGGGAGCACCUGGAGCGUGUCAGGGUGCGCCUGAACAACUACUGCCGAGGCACCGCCUAUGUCGUCACAGGUGUGACCACGGCGGGUCACACGAUCCGCGGCCACAACCAGGAGCGAGCGGCCAUCCCUGAGGACAUGUGGUCGGCCUACUGCUGCACCGACUACGACCGCAACUCACCGCACAACAUCCGCAUUAGCUUCCCAACCCAGGGCGCCCUGGCCAAGAAUGCCAAGGAGGGCAAUGCCGUCCACGAGCUUCCAGUGCAGGACCUGGAGAACUACCUGAAGACCCGCAUGGAUGUGGACCAGAACCUGCAGCUUUUCUACGACAACUGCAUCUCACCCUCGCCACUGCCCUUCCGUUUGCACAACACCAUAUAA